GGUGUGUCCCGAUACUGUUCAGGUUUGAUGACACACGUAACGCCACUAAGUCGGUUGCCUUGGAUAGAGAAAGGUUUGUCAUGGGCAAGACAGGUGGAAGAGGCGACUUUGAAUGGGUCUACAAUGACCAGCCGCACACUUCAAGAAGAAAAGAAAUUCUGGCCAAAUAUCCAGAGAUCAAGUCUCUGAUGGGGCCGGAUCCCCAGCUGAAGUGGGUAGUAUCUGGCAUGGUCCUGACCCAGCUCCUGGCCUGCUACCUGGUCCAUGACCUCUCCUGGAAGUGGAUCUUCUUCUGGGCUUACACCUUCGGAGGCUGCAUCAACCACUCCCUGACUCUGGCCAUCCACGACAUCUCUCACAACGUGGCCUUUGGCAACAAGCUGGCAAAGUGGAACCGCUGGUUUGCCAUGUGGGCCAACCUGCCCAUUGGGUUGCCGUACUCUGCCUCCUUUAAGAAAUACCACAUUGACCACCAUCGGUAUCUUGGUGUGGACCAGCUGGAUGUUGACAUCCCCACAGACAUUGAGGGAUGGUUCUUCUGCACCCCGGCCAGGAAGGUCCUCUGGCUCUUCCUCCAGCCUUUCUUCUACGCCUUUCGCCCAUUGUUGGUCAAUCCUAAACCAGUGGGUCAGCUGGAGAUCCUAAAUGCAGCUGUUCAGAUAAUAGUAGACAUAAUGAUCUACCACCUAUGGGGGCUGAAGCCCAUUGUCUACCUCAUUGCAGGUACUAUCCUGUGUAUGGGACUGCAUCCUAUCUCAGGACAUUUCAUAGCUGAACAUUACAUGUUCCUGAAGGGACACGAGACGUAUUCCUACUACGGACCACUGAAUCUCAUCACCUUCAACGUUGGUUAUCACAUGGAGCACCAUGACUUCCCGAGCAUACCUGGCAGCAAACUACCUCAGGUAAAGCAAAUUGCAGCAGAGUUUUACAACUCCCUGCCUCAACACACUUCCUGGAUUCAGGUAUUAUGGGACUUUGUGUUCGACGACAGCAUCGGACCAUAUGCCAGAAUCAAACGGGAGUACAAGCCAAACAAGGAGGAAUAGAUCUGUGACUGAUUAUAUUUCCCUUUGAACAGAAAUGUGAAUUUCAGUUGUUAAAUGUUUGGACACAUUAUGAAAUAUCAUAAUAUUAUUAUUGGUCUCCUCACCUCAUUCACGCUUUUAUUCCUGCUAUAAGCAGAUGGCCUGUUGUGAAACUAAUGACAUUUCCUCAUAUCCAGAAGGUAAAAUGAUGAAAAAGAUAUUUCAACACAAAUCAAAUCCUAUUUUAUGUAGGAAAAGCUAAUGUACAUUCUCAUGAGGUUUAUUAGAAAUGUCACUAACUCUUUUGUUUCUUGCCUACACCCGUUACUGUACGUUUUUUACAUUUCUGAUUGUGAGAAUGGAGGCACUCAAAGGCUCUCAGAGUAGUUCAGUUUCUUUAGUGAUGACCCAAUUCUGCAUGUUCGCAGCUUCAUUGUGCUGUAAACUGUUUAAUUGCAUAUAUAAAUAUUGGACAAAAUAACAGGAACACCCUUGUAAUCCCAAAAAGUAGUUAUUAAGAUAAUUCCAGUUAAUUCUUCUUUUUUUUUUAACUGUCAGAUGAGCAGAAGUGGGCAUUUCAUGUUGCUCAGCAAGUCACUUUCAAUCAGCUGUAGUGAGUAUCUUUUUGUGAACACUAGUCCUACAGCCAAUCAACAUUGGCAUGCAAAUACAGUUUCAUCAAACUGGUAUUGUUUUGUUAAUUGUUUCUGUUAUUUUGCCUAUCCACUUUAUCUGAUUGUUGUGGUUGAUAAGCGGUAUAUUUGUUGUUUCUAUUUAAAUGAAUGCACUAUCUAAAAAAUGUAAAAUAUCUUUACAAGAAGAAACUACUGUAAAGAAUAUUACUUUGUGGUUAAUUUGACAUUUUCUUUCCUUUCCUUGUAAACUUUCCACACAACACAAGGGAACACACACAGAGCGGAGUAUUGUGUGGACACGUCUAUUGUUUGAAUGAAUUUAUUAUUAGCUUUUAAAUUAGAACGUAGUUGAGAGCGGACAGAAAGCAAUAUUCACUCUCUGCACAUUCUCAUGCGGUAAAAUUUGCAUAUUGCCAUCUCUCUCUGUCCCCCCCCCUUUUUUUUUUUUACAUUGCUACCCUUAUCAAGUUCAACAUUUCAUAUAUAGAAAGGGGAAUCUUCAUGGAAACAAACUACAUGAAUAAAUGUACCACCAUUUGUAUUUUCUUUUUUUUUCCACUUCAAAAUCCAAUUAAAAAUCAAUUCAUAUAGAAAUAGGGGUUUCAUGCAUACUUGGGAGGUUCACAAAAUAUAGGAUGUAGUACUACAUUGUUUUAUAUCUAUCUACAACCGUUAUCAGCCUGUUUUGAGAAUAAUCCCUCAGCUUUAAUGAUCUCGCACAUUUGAACAGGUCGAGAGAAACCUGAACUGGAGUUGUGUAUAAUGUUAUUGUGUGUAAUCUGAUCAAUUGCCAAACAUGAAUUGCUCAUUUGAGAUGUUUAUAUGGCAGAAAGAGGUAUUUUAAGUAGCCAAGUGUGGUUAAAACAUUAAAAUAUUUUGUUCUUAAAACUUGGACUGAACAAAGAGCUGCAACGCUGGGCUGACUGAGUCUAUCGAUGCACUGUUUGAGUUUGUCUGUCCGUUAAUCUUCCUUUAAGCAUCAUUCUGCUCCCCUGUCUCAUCAACCCAUUCGCUCUGUUACUUUCUGACAUUUUCUCUGUCCAGCAGACUUACAUGUUGGCACAACAUCUCUGCAACUUGCACCGUGGCAUCUCGAGGUCACAGAAACAUUGAGAGAACAUUCCCCUGGUCCUCGUGUCUGUGCAUCUGCAUGUCCAUCCUCCUCUUGCUCUCCUCCCUCCUACUGUUGCUCCGAUGAGAUUAGGAUGUACUGAUUCUGCCGAUUUCUUGUCUGAUGGCUGCAACAACAAAAAACACAUUAAAGAGAAUGAAAGUAUUCAGCAGCAACAACUUUACACUCAUA
This is a messenger RNA of Pseudoliparis swirei, 2966 nucleotides long. It is a transcript of the gene degs2, whose product is annotated as delta(4)-desaturase, sphingolipid 2. Gene Ontology annotation, biological process: ceramide biosynthetic process; sphinganine metabolic process. The coding region runs from base 81 to 1049 and encodes 322 amino acids. The transcript is spliced from 3 exons. Lineage: Eukaryota; Metazoa; Chordata; Actinopteri; Perciformes; Liparidae. The record is from RefSeq and is a predicted model, not a curated record. Gene Ontology annotation, molecular function: sphingolipid delta-4 desaturase activity. Gene Ontology annotation, cellular component: membrane.